CCCGCGCUGAAGGCGGUGGCGCGUCGCCUUUGUGGAAGCCGGAGCCCACCGGGAGGAAGUUCCGGUCUCCGCGACGCUGGGUCCGUGGCGGCCGCUGAGGAGGAGGAGCGGGUCGCGGGGGCUGCGCUGCUUUGGUACUACCGUACUAGAGUUUGGUAGGAAAAAGAUCGACUUAUUGAAGCUUUCUUGAUAUAGAAAGAGAUGUGGGGGGAUUCUCGAUCUGCUAACAGAACAGGACCUUUUCGUGGGAGCCAAGAAGAAAGGUUUGCUCCCGGGUGGAACAGGGAUUAUCCUCCUCCUCCCCUUAAGAGUCAUGCUCAAGAGAGACACUCUGGCAACUUUCCUGGCAGAGAUUCACUUCCCUUUGAUUUCCAGGGGCAUUCAGGACCUCCCUUUGCAAAUGUAGAGGAGCAUUCUUUCAGCUAUGGAGCUAGAGAUGGACCACAUGGUGACUAUCAAGGAGGGGAGGGACCUGGACAUGAUUUCAGAGGAGGAGAUUUUUCAUCCUCAGAUUUCCAGAGCAGAGAUUCAGCGCAGUUGGACUUCAGGAACAGGGAUAUACAUUCUGGGGAUUUUCGGGAUAGAGAAGGAACACCUAUGGACUACAGGGGUGGAGAUGGUACUCCUAUGGAUUAUAGGGCUAGGGAGACACCUCAUAUGAAUUACAGAGACAGGGAUUCUCACCCUGUUGACUUCAGAAGUAGAGAUGUUCCUCCAUCUGACUUUAGGGGGCGGGGCACAUAUGAUUUAGAUUUUAGAAGCCGAGAUGGACCCCAUGCAGACUUUAGGGGAAGAGAUUUAUCAGAUUUGGAUUUUAGAUCCAGAGAUCAGUCUCGUUCUGAUUUUAGGAACAGAGAUGUAUCUGAUUUGGACUUUAGGGAUAAAGAUGGAACACAGGUAGACUUUAGAGGCAGAGGUUCAGCUGCUACUGAUCUAGACUUUAGGAAUAGGGAUACACCACAUUCGGAUUUCAGAGGUAGACACCGUUCUAGGACUUACCAAGAUUUUAGGGGCAGAGAGGUAGGACCUUGUAUGGAAUUUAAAGAUAGGGAGAUGCCUCCUGCGGAUCCAAAAAUUUUGGAUUACAUUCAGCCUUCUACACAAGAGAGAGAACAUUCUGGUAUGAAUGUGAACAAGAGAGAAGAAUCCACACAUGACCAUGCAGUAGAAAGGCCUUCUUUUGGUGUUCAGAAGGGAGAGUUUGAGUGUUCAGAAACAAGAGAAGGAGAAACACAAAGUGGAACCUUUGAACAUGAAUCUCCAUCAGACUUUCAGAACAGCCAAAGCCCGGUUCAAAACCAAGACAAGCCAAAGCUUUCUGGAAGUGAACAGCAGAGUUCAGAUACUGGUCUGUUUAAAGAAGAAAGUGAUUUGGACUUUCUUGGCCGACAAGACACUGAUUACAGAAGCAUUGAAUACUGUGAUGUGGAUCACAGGUUGCCAGGAAGCCAGAUUUUUGGCUAUGGCCAGAACAAGUCUUUUCCACAGGGCAAAAUGUCCCGAGAUGCCCAACAGGAACAUCAGGAUCAAGAUUAUAGGACUGGCUCAAGUGAGGAGAAGCCUAACAGACUUAUUCGAUUAAAUGGGGUGCCAGAAAAUGCAACAAAAGAAGAGAUUCUUAAUGCUUUUCGGACUUCUGAUGGCACACCUGUAAAGGAGUUGCAGUUGAAGGAGUAUAAUACAGGUUACGACUAUGGCUAUGUCUGCGUGGAGUUUUCACUCUUGGAAGAUGCCAUCGGAUGCAUGGAGGCCAACCAGGGAACUCUAAUGAUACAUGAUAAAGAGGUCACUCUUGAGUAUGUACCAAGUCCAGAUUUUUGGUACUGCAAACGAUGUAAGACAAGCACGGAUGGGCAUCAGUCUUGUUCCUUCUGCAAGAGCCCUAAGGAAGAAGUAAAGCAAGAACUAGUAUCCUAUCCUCAACCUCAGAAAACAUCUAUACCAGUACCCUCAGAAAAACAACCCAACCAUCCACGGCCAACUGAUAAGGAACAUGAAUUCAGGAAGCGGGAAGAAGGACAAGAAUCAAGAUUGGGACAUCAAAAAAGAGACACGGAAAGAUACUUCCCUCACUCUCGAAGGGACGGGCUUACAUUCCGAAGAGACAGAGAAAAGGAGUCCUGGUCUGGAGAGACACGGCAAGAUGGAGAGAGCAAAACAAUCAUGCUAAAACGUAUUUAUCGUUCCACUCCGCCUGAGGUGAUAGUUGAAGUGCUGGAGCCUUACGUCCAUCUUACUACUGCCAAUGUCCGUAUCAUCAAGAACAGAACUGGCCCCAUGGGCCACACUUACGGCUUUAUAGACCUCGACUCCCAUGCAGAAGCUCUUCGAGUAGUGAAGAUUUUGCAGAACCUUGAUCCACCGUUUAGCAUUGAUGGGAAGAUGGUAGCUGUAAACCUGGCUACUGGAAAACGAAGAAAUGAUUCUGGGGACCAUUCUGACCACAUGCAUUACUGUCAGGGUAAAAAAUAUUUUCGAGAUAGGAGAGGAGGAAAUAGAAAUUCAGAUUGGUCCUCAGAUACAAAUCGACAAGGGCAACAGUCAUCCUCUGACUGCUAUAUAUAUGACUCUGCUACUGGCUACUAUUAUGACCCCUUGGCAGGAACUUACUAUGACCCCAAUACUCAGCAAGAAGUCUAUGUGCCCCAGGACCCUGAAUCACCAGAGGAAGAAGAGAUCAAGGAAAAGAAAUCUACUAGUCAAGGAAAGUCAAGUAGCAAGAAAGAAACGUCUAAACGAGAUAGCAAAGAGAAGAAAGACAGAGGAGUGACAAAGUUUCAAGAAAGUACCAGUGAGGGGAAGUCCUCCCCAGAAGAUGUUUUUAAGAAGCCCCUGCCUCCUACAGUGAAGAAAGAAGAGAGUCCCCCUCCACUAUCCAGGGAACCAGGUGUGGCUACUUGUGACUUCUGGCCUGCCCGUCCGAGUCAAAACCUGGAAAUCCACCGGAAGAUUAAACAGUCUGAGCAAGAGCUAGCCUAUCUGGAGAGGAGAGAACGGGAGGGAAGGUUUAAAGAAAGAGGAAAUGAUCGAAGGGAAAAGCUCCAAUCUUUUGAUUCUCCAGAAAGGAAACGGAUUAAAUACUCCAGGGAAACUGACAGUGAUCGUAACCCUGUUGAUAAAGAAGAUACUGACACUAAUAACAAAGGAGGCUGUAACCAGCAGGCCACUAGCUGGAGGAAAGGGGCAGGCCUGGGAUAUAGCCAUCCUGGAUUGGGUUCAUCAGAGGAGACUGAAGGAAGGAUGAGGGGAUCUGGUGGUGGCACCCCAGGAAGAACCAGCAAGAGACAGUCCAAUGAAACUUACCGAGAUGCUGUUCGAAGAGUUAUGUUUGCUCGAUAUAAAGAACUCGAUUAAGAGUGGAGACACCCCACAAGGACACAACCUCUUUCUUGUUUUGUUUGUCCAUCUCUCCUUUUGUUUUGUUACUGUUCUUGCUGCUAGAACUUUUUUAAAUAAACUUUUUUUCAAUGUGAA
Molecule: messenger RNA, 3474 nt
Organism: Alexandromys fortis (reed vole)
Lineage: Eukaryota; Metazoa; Chordata; Mammalia; Rodentia; Cricetidae
Gene: Rbm6
Product: RNA binding motif protein 6
Exons: 21
Coding region: 202-3354 (1050 amino acids)
Biological process (GO): mRNA splicing, via spliceosome
Cellular component (GO): nucleus
Molecular function (GO): RNA binding
Source: RefSeq, a predicted model, not a curated record